Leptosomus discolor (cuckoo roller) is the source of this 909-nucleotide messenger RNA. The record is from RefSeq and is a predicted model, not a curated record. Lineage: Eukaryota; Metazoa; Chordata; Aves; Leptosomiformes; Leptosomidae.
UUCGACGAGGGACGGAUGGAAUUCCCUGUGGACCCAGCACGGGGACUAGAUGCGGCCGAGCUCACCCAGCUGCUCCGCAUCCACAGCCUGGAGCUGGUGAUGGAGUUCACCAACGAGACCUCUGACCAGAUCUUUGGUGCCAAGAUCCCCCACCACAUGCUGCUCUUCCUCAACCAGUCGUCGUCCUCACAGCUGGCACUGUGGGAUGGCUUCCGGGUGGCCGCCAGUGCCUUCCGGGGCGAGGUGCUCUUCGUGGUGGUGGAUGUGACUGGGUAUGGUGCCGAUGUCCUGCCCUUCUUCGGCCUGACGGCCGCUGAUGCCCCCACCCUGCGCCUAGUUAAGAUGGAGAACAACCGCAAGUACCGGAUGGACCAAGAUUCCUUCUCCGACACGGCCAUACGCACCUUUGUCCAGGCGGUGCUGGACGGCAAGGUGAAGCCCCACCUGAUGAGCGCGGAGCCCCCCGAGGACUGGGACACACGUCCCGUUAAAGUCCUGGUGGGGAAGACCUUUGAGCAGGUGGCGUUUGAUGAGACCAAGAACGUCUUCGUCAAGUUCUACGCGCCGUGGUGCACCCACUGCCAGGAGAUGGCGGCCGCCUGGGAGGAGCUGGGUGAGCGCUACAAGGACCACGAGGACAUCGUCAUCGCUGAGCUGGACUCCACAGCCAACGAGCUGGAGAACAUCACCAUCUACGGCUUCCCCACCCUGCACUACUUCCCUGCAGGGCCGGGCAGGAAGAUGGUUGAGUACAAGAGUGCCCGAGAUGUGGAGACCUUCUCCAAGUUCCUAGAAAACGGGGGGACGCUACCUGAAGAGCCACCUGCAGUGCCCAAGACCCCCGAGAACAGCACGGACAGGGAAGAGCCGGGUCCGCUGGGGACGGAUGAACCCCGGGAUGAGCUGUGA